GGGGCGGGGCGGCGUGGUGUGCCUGGCAGCCGGCUGCGUCCUCCUGCGAGCGCCGGAGAGGGGCUGGAGGCGGGGCGGGGGCGCGGCUCGAGGCAUCCCUGCAGGGCGCUCCUCCGAGUCCCUCGGCGCUGUGAGCCCACAGGGCGCAGUGUACCUGUGGAGAGAACUCAGGGCAGGAGACAAGAACCUUGUGUCUUCCCUCUAGAUGGAGUCUCACUCUGUUGCCCAGGCUGGAGUGCGGUGGCGCGAUGCCAGCUCACUGCAACCUCCACCUCCCAGGUUGAAGUGAUUCUCGUGCAUCAGCCUUCUGAGUAGCUGGGAUUACAGAUGUGCACCACCACGCGCAGCUAAUUUUAUAUUUUUAGUAGAGACGGGGUUUCACCAUGUUAGCCAGGCUGGUCUCAAACUCCCGACCUCAGGAGGAAGCAACAAUAAAACAAUCUGAUAUCAGGAUUAUGGCAGGAAAAGUAAAAUGGGUCACUGAUAUCGAGAAGUCAGUGCUGAUCAAUAACUUUGAAAAGAGAGGAUGGGUCCAAGUGACAGAAAACGAGGACUGGAAUUUUUACUGGAUGAGUGUGCAAACCAUCCGAAAUGUGUUCAGUGUCGAAGCUGGAUAUCGGCUCUCAGACGACCAAAUAGUCAACCAUUUUCCAAACCACUAUGAGCUGACCCGGAAGGACCUGAUGGUGAAGAACAUCAAAAGAUACAGGAAGGAGCUGGAGAAAGAAGGGAGUCCUCUGGCGGAAAAAGAUGAAAAUGGAAAAUACCUCUAUCUGGACUUUGUUCCGGUCACCUAUAUGCUGCCUGCUGACUACAACCUGUUUGUAGAGGAGUUCCGGAAGAGCCCGUCUAGCACGUGGAUCAUGAAGCCUUGUGGCAAGGCCCAGGGAAAGGGCAUCUUCCUUAUCAACAAGCUCUCACAGAUCAAAAAGUGGUCCCGGGACAGCAAGACGUCUUCGUUUGUGUCUCAAUCUAAUAAGGAAGCCUACGUGAUCUCUCUCUAUAUUAACAACCCAUUACUAAUUGGCGGGAGGAAGUUCGACCUGCGCUUGUACGUUUUGGUGUCCACGUACCGUCCACUGCGCUGUUACAUGUACAAGCUUGGGUUUUGCCGGUUCUGCACAGUGAAAUACACCCCGAGUACCAGUGAGCUGGACAACAUGUUCGUUCAUCUCACCAACGUCGCCAUCCAGAAGCACGGGGAGGACUACAACCAUAUCCAUGGGGGCAAGUGGACAGUGAGUAACCUGCGGCUCUACCUGGAGAGCACCCGCGGCAAGGAGGUGACCAGCAAGCUGUUCGACGAGAUCCACUGGAUCAUCGUGCAGUCCCUGAAGGCCGUGGCGCCAGUAAUGAACAAUGACAAGCACUGCUUUGAAUGCUAUGGCUACGACAUCAUCAUCGACGACAAGCUGAAGCCCUGGCUGAUCGAGGUGAACGCGUCCCCGUCUCUCACGUCCAGCACUGCCAACGACCGAAUCCUCAAGUACAACCUGAUUAAUGACACCCUCAACAUCGCUGUCCCAAACGGCGAAAUCCCAGACUGCAAAUGGAACAAGUCGCCCCCAAAGGAAGUCCUCGGCAAUUACGAGAUUCUGUACGAUGAAGAACUGGCCCAGGGUGACGGGGCUGACCGGGAGCUGAGAAGCCGUCAGGGUCAGUCUCUGGGGCCCAGAGCAGGCCGAUCGAGAGACUCGGGGAGAGCCGUCCUCACCACCUGGAAGUGACUCUCACCCGGACCUUAUCAAAGCUACUCACUCCACCUGGGCCCCUGCUGAAGCCCUAUUUUGAAAUUUCCCUUUUCUAGAGUUUUUUUCCUUUCCUGAGCCCUGUAAAUAAAUGAAGGCACUUCUUUGGAA
This is a messenger RNA of Pongo pygmaeus (Bornean orangutan), 1859 nucleotides long. RefSeq names its product TTL family tubulin polyglutamylase complex subunit L1 (gene TTLL1). The record is from RefSeq and is a predicted model, not a curated record. NCBI's taxonomy places the organism in Eukaryota, Metazoa, Chordata, Mammalia, Primates, Hominidae. Bases 384 to 1727 code for a protein of 447 amino acids. Gene Ontology annotation, biological process: microtubule cytoskeleton organization; protein polyglutamylation. Gene Ontology annotation, cellular component: ciliary basal body. The transcript is spliced from 13 exons. Gene Ontology annotation, molecular function: tubulin binding; tubulin-glutamic acid ligase activity.